AUGGCACCACUGCCAGAACAACGACUGACUCAAUACGUAAGACCGUUCUGCUAUGUUGGGGUGGACUAUCUGGGCCCUUUGGAAGUCACUGUUGGACGACGGAAAGAAAAACGUUACGUGGUCGUCUUUACGUGCCUUGUGGUUAGAGCCGUCCAUCUGGAAAUAGCAUACGAUUUGUCCAGCGAUUCGUGCGUUAUGGCAAUCCGUCGGUUCGUUCGCAGGAGAGGGUCACCAGUACAAAUCUUCUCUGAUAACGGCAAGAAUUUUGUCGGUGCCAACCGACACUUGAUGCAGCAGAUUAGAGAGAUCAACGAUAGAUGUGCCAACACGUUCACAGAUGCUAAGACCAAGUGGUCGUUCAAUCCACCGGCGAGCCCACACAUGGGUGGUGUGUGGGAGCGUAUGGUACGCAGCGUGAAGGAAACCAUGAGAGCUCUCGAUGACGGUCGCAAACUAAAUGAUGAAAUCCUGGUGACUGUACUGGCCGAAACGGAGUGGUUCAUCAAUUCUAGGCCGCUUACAUACAUGCCCCAAGAAUGCGGAAAUGAUGAGGCGCUCACCCCAAAUCAUUUUAUUUUUGGGAAUACGUCCGGUUCACAUGAACCGAUCAGGAGCUGUACUGAUCUUGCAGAGGCGUUACGCAGUAGCUAUCAACGAAGUCAAUACUUGUCUGACGCUCUAUGGAAACGGUGGAUAAAGGAAUACUUUCCUACAGUGAAUCGUAGAUCGAAAUGGUUCGAAGACGUACGUCCGGUUCAAGUCGGUGAUUUGGUUUACGUUGCAGACGGUGACCGAAGGUCUUGGAUAAGAGGGAAAGUCGAAGAAGUUAUCCAAGGACGGGACGGCAGAGUGCGCCAGGCCAUCAUUCGAACAGUCAACGGAAACGGAAAGCUCAAACGUCCGGUGGUAAAAUUAGCGGUGAUCGAAGUUGGAGAUGGUGGACCCGGAAAUACUCCUAAGACGCCACAUCCGGAUCCACGGGGAGGGGGAUGUUCCGGCAUCACUGGUUCACGAACAGGUACUGAACUCGCCGAUACAAAGAAACUAGCUGUCAACGCAUAA
This is a messenger RNA of Aedes albopictus (Asian tiger mosquito), 1062 nucleotides long. RefSeq lists its product as uncharacterized. NCBI's taxonomy places the organism in Eukaryota, Metazoa, Arthropoda, Insecta, Diptera, Culicidae. Gene Ontology annotation, molecular function: nucleic acid binding. Gene Ontology annotation, biological process: DNA integration. The transcript has a single exon. The record is from RefSeq and is a predicted model, not a curated record. Bases 1 to 1062 code for a protein of 353 amino acids.